UCAGUUCGGAAUCAAACGCGAGCCGAGUCGCAAUCGCAACUUUGCCGCCGCGCAGCGCACGCUGUUUUUUUUUCAGUGUGUACGUUUUGAUUGCAAAAAGAAAUAAGCAAACGCAAGCUGCCCGCAAUGAUAAUAAUGUGAGUUGGCCCGCCGAAAGUUGGUCAUAGACGACGUGCCGCCACCCCACGCCAAUCACCCCCCUCGCCACAAAAAACAAAAAAAAAACGUCGGACGACAGCCGCGUCGCGCCUUCACAUCAUCCAGCCAUGACCAGCGGCGGCAAUCGAUGAUUGCCAUUCCCUCAGCCAACGAGAGCCAAUAGAGGCAGCCGGAAAGGAGGACGCCGGAAUAGUCAGUCGGUACCGUCGGAAGAGUGCGCCAUUCGCAGAACGUCAAUAGCCGGAGGGGAGUCCGCCAUUUCAACGACAAGGACCCAAGUCACGCGGUGUCAACAUGCUGAUCAAGGAGUACCGCAUUCCGCUGCCCCUCACCGUCGAGGAGUACCGCAUCGCCCAGCUCUACAUGAUUGCGAAAAAGAGUCGCGAGGAGAGCCAUGGCGAGGGCAGUGGCGUUGAGAUAAUCAUCAAUGAGCCGUACAAGGAUGGACCCGGCGGUAAUGGUCAAUACACAAAGAAGAUCUAUCACGUGGGCAAUCAUCUGCCUGGCUGGAUUAAAAGUCUCUUGCCGAAAAGCGCUUUAACCGUGGAGGAGGAGGCAUGGAAUGCCUAUCCGUAUACCAGGACUCGCUACACCUGUCCGUUUGUGGAGAAAUUCUCGCUGGAUAUUGAGACAUACUAUUAUCCGGACAAUGGCUAUCAGGACAAUGUCUUCCAGCUGUCCGGAAGCGAUUUGCGUAAUCGUAUCGUAGACGUAAUUGACAUUGUCAAGGAUCAGCUGUGGGGCGGUGACUAUGUGAAGGAGGAGGAUCCCAAGCACUUUGUGUCGGACAAGACGGGCCGUGGACCCUUGGCCGAGGAUUGGCUGGAGGAGUAUUGGCGCGAAGUGAAGGGCAAAAAGCAACCGACACCGCGCAACAUGUCCCUGAUGACCGCCUACAAGAUCUGCCGCGUGGAGUUCCGCUACUGGGGCAUGCAGACAAAGCUGGAGAAGUUCAUCCACGAUGUGGCGCUGCGCAAGAUGAUGCUGCGGGCCCAUCGGCAGGCGUGGGCAUGGCAGGACGAGUGGUUCGGCUUGACCAUCGAGGAUAUACGCGAGCUGGAGCGACAGACGCAACUGGCGCUGGCCAAGAAAAUGGGCGGCGGCGAGGAGUGCAGCGACGACAGCGUCUCGGAGCCGUACGUCAGCACGGCGGCCACCGCCGCCUCCACAACGGGCAGCGAGCGAAAGAAGUCCGCUCCGGCUGUGCCGCCUAUUGUCACCCAGCAGCCGCCGAGCGCCGAGGCCAGUUCGGAUGAGGAGGGCGAGGAGGAGGAGGAUGACGACGAGGACGAGAACGAUGCCAUUGGCACGGGCGUGGAUCUGUCAGCCAACCAAGGCGGAUCCGCGCAGCGCUCGCGCUCCCAAAGUAUUCAGAUGGCCCAGAAGGGCAAGUUCGGGUCAAAGGGUGCCCUUCACUCGCCGGUGGGAUCUGCCCAUAGCUUCGAUCUCCAGUCCAAAAAGCCGCAUGCAAAGACAGCGCCACGCAGACAUGUGGCUAACUGGCGUAUGGAGCGAUUGGAAGUGGACUCCAAAUCCAAUUCGGAUGAGGAAUUCUUUGAUUGCCUGGACACCAAUGAGACGAACUCGCUGGCCAAGUGGAGCUCGCUGGAGCUGCUUGGCGAGGGCGACGACAGUCCGCCGCCACAUGGCGGACCCUCUAGUGCAGCAUCGGUGGGUGGGCGUGGCAACUCGCGGCAAGAGGACAGCAUAUUCAAUCAGGACUUUCUGAUGCGCGUGGCCUCGGAGCGCGGCAACAAGCGGCAGUUACGUUCCUCGGCCAGCGUGGAUCGCAGUCACGAUUCAUCGCCGCCGGGAUCGCCGAGUACACCGUCGUGUCCCACAACCAUUCUGAUCCUGGUUGUCCAUGCGGGCAGCGUUUUGGAUGCGGCCAGCGAGCUGACCGCCAAGAAAUCCGAUGUGACCACAUUCCGUGGCUCCUUCGAGGCGGUUAUGCGACAGCACUAUCCCAGCCUCCUCACCCAUGUGACCAUCAAGAUGGUGCCGUGCCCCUCAAUAUGCACCGACGCCCUGGGCAUUCUCUCCAGCCUGAGUCCGUACUCCUUUGAUGCGUCGCCCUCGGCGGCGGAUAUACCGAAUAUAGCCGAUGUCCCCAUUGGAGCUAUACCACUACUAUCUGUGGCAUCGCCAGAAUUCCACGAGACGGUCAACAAGACGGUUGCCGCUGCCAAUAUUGUCUACCAUGAGUUUUUGAAAUCGGAGGAGGGUCACGGAUUCUCCGGCCAGAUUGUCAUGCUGGGCGAUUCGAUGGGUUCGCUGCUGGCGUACGAGGCUCUCUGCCGAUCGAAUGGCAGCCAGCCGGGCACGGCUUCGGGUGCCUCGAAUUCCGGCGGAGAUGCGGCCACAAAUAUAAAUACCCACAAUCCGUUGAGCCCACGUAAUUCGCGAUUGGACGAUGACGAGCGUUUCAUCGAAGCCGAUCUGGAUGCCAAGCGUUUGCUGGUUGCCCCAUCGCCACGUAGACGCCGUUCCAGCUCAUCCAGCGAUUCGCGUGCCACCAAAUUGGACUUUGAGGUCUGUGACUUCUUCAUGUUCGGAUCGCCGCUAUCUGUGGUGCUGGCUGCAAGGAAACUUCACGAUGCCAAGGCCGCCCUGCCGCGGCCCAACUGCCACCAGGUCUACAAUCUGUUCCAUCCAACCGAUCCGAUCGCCUCGCGCCUGGAGCCGCUUCUGAGCGCCCGGUUUUCUAUAUUGGCGCCAGUCAAUGUCCCACGGUACGCCAAGUAUCCGCUGGGUAAUGGACAGCCAUUGCAUUUAUUGGAGGUCAUUCAAUCGCAUCCGCAGCACUUUAACGAUGGCAAUAACCUAUUGGCUGGUCGCCGUUUGUCGGACGCAUCCAUGCAGAGCACGAUAUCGGGUCUGAUUGAGAAUGUCUCGCUUAGUACGAUCCAUGCCCUGCAAAACAAAUGGUGGGGCACAAAGCGCUUGGAUUACGCAUUAUAUUGCCCGGAGGGAUUGAGUAAUUUCCCUGCUCACGCCUUGCCGCACCUCUUCCAUGCCAGCUACUGGGAGAGUCCGGAUGUGAUUGCCUUUAUUCUACGGCAGAUUGGCAAAUUCGAGGGCAUACCCUUUGUGGGCUCAAACGAUGACAAGGACAAUGCCUCCUUCCAUCCCGGACAGCCGAGGGAGAAGUGGAUUAAGAAACGGACCUCGGUUAAGCUGAAAAAUGUAGCCGCCAAUCAUCGGGCCAACGAUGUAAUCGUGCAGGAGGGCAGGGAGCAGCGAUUGAAUGCGAGAUUUAUGUACGGACCCCUGGACAUGAUCACGCUGCACGGUGAAAAGGUGGAUGUGCACAUUAUGAAGGAUCCGCCGGCGGGCGAGUGGACAUUCCUCAGCACCGAGGUGACGGACAAGAAUGGACGCAUUUCGUACAGCAUUCCGGAUCAGGUAUCCCUUGGCUAUGGUAUAUAUCCGGUUAAGAUGGUGGUCCGUGGCGAUCACACCUCGGUGGAUUGCUAUAUGGCGGUGGUGCCGCCGUUAACCGAAUGCGUGGUCUUCAGCAUUGAUGGCUCCUUCACCGCUUCGAUGUCGGUGACGGGUAGGGAUCCCAAGGUGCGUGCCGGAGCUGUCGAUGUUUGCCGCCACUGGCAGGAGCUGGGCUACCUGCUCAUCUACAUCACCGGACGACCGGAUAUGCAGCAGCAACGCGUGGUGUCCUGGCUGAGCCAGCACAACUUCCCGCACGGCCUGAUCUCGUUCGCCGACGGCCUGUCCACCGAUCCAUUGGGCCACAAGACGGCCUAUCUCAACAAUUUGGUUCAGAACCAUGGAAUCUCAAUUACUGCCGCCUACGGCAGCAGCAAGGACAUUAGUGUCUACACGAAUGUUGGCAUGCGAACCGAUCAAAUCUUCAUCGUGGGCAAGGUUGGCAAGAAGCUGCAGUCGAAUGCCACCGUGCUUAGCGAUGGCUAUGCCGCCCACUUGGCCGGUUUGCAGGCUGUGGGUGGUUCGCGUCCGGCGAAGGGCAAUGCCCGCAUGGUCAUUCCACGCGGAUGCUUCAAUCUUCCCGGCCAGACCGCAAAUCCGCGGCGCAGAAGCAACGAGACAGGACUCUCAUCACCCAUACGCAGUGGUUACCUGAAGCGCAAGACCUACCUGAGCCACCACUAGAGCAGCAGCAGAGAUGCAGAUACAGCUAUGCAGCUAUAUAGAUCGAUCCAUCAGAUAGAAGUGAAACCACAGUCCUCAGAACCCCAAAAUAGAACUCCUUUCGACAUAGCGAAAAAAAAAACAUAUAUAUUAGAGCCAAUGGACAACAAGACCGAUGCCUCCAUAUGCCACAUCUGUGUAUAUACCAUAUAAAUAUAUAUUUAUAUACUAUGCGCGAUAUAUUGAAAGUUUAAUGGUGUAAUAUAUACAUAUAUAUAUAUCAAAUACCAAAAUUUGCAAAUGAGAAAAAAAAAAACAAUUGUACAACAUUUAACAAAAGUCAAAUGUGUCACGCGGUACCUGGAAAGAAAGACUGUUUCCUCCUGUUGUUUGAUGGUUUUCCAAACCACUUAAAACAAACAAAAAAAAAAACAUUGAAACUACACGAAACAACAGCCGAUCGCAAAGCUAUAUACUAAAUACAAUUAUAAAUGAUAUAUACAGAGAUAUAUUCGAAAUAUAGAACCGUUUAACAUAUGCAAGCGAACCAAGUUCAACCAACCAAGUGAGAGGUACAACAAACGAAGGACAAACUCUACUGAAACCGAAGAUCUCCCAAUGAUUAUAGAUACAACUUGAUGAGGAGCGAGGAGCGCGAAUGGAGUUGCAAAUCAAAAAAAGGCAAAUUUAAUGCAUUUCUCGAGAAACAACCACUACAAAAGUAUAAAUUAACGGCUUCCGUAAACCGAAUUAAAACCUAAAAGUAGAUAUAUGUAUCUAUGUGUAUGUGCGUGUAAAAUUGACAAAAAUACAAAUAAUCGGUUCUUAAGAAAAAAAAAACAAACGAAAAGGCAAAAACUUCAUGAAAUUGAAUACAAUCUCUUAACUGGCCCCAGAAAUUUCAAAUCUCCAUAAUUGUGAUAGUCUUUCGCUACCAAAAGUUAUUUAAAAAGAUGAUGAAACAGCAAAAAAUAUAUAUUUAUCUCUACUAAAAUUGUUAUUCGAAAAGAAAAGACAUUUCGGAAUGAAACAAAAAAAAAAAACCGAAACUAUUGGAUAUUGUGUAAACGUAAAACCCGAUUUUGUGAUACCAAAACUAAAAAAGGAAACCAAAAAAACCAAAGUUGAGUUCGAAUUGAGGCGCGAUCAAGCCGAAAACUUAAAAACCUAUACAAACAACUCAAGGCGACCUGAAGAUUAACGGGCAUUGAAUCUGACCCAUAUAGUAAUACAUAUAUAAUAUAUAUAUACAUCUCUAGGGUAUAUAUAAUACCACUAUGUAUGCAAAAACCCCAAAUUAUGGGCUGUCCACGCAAGUUAACUACAAAACUCUCACACAUCUUGUAAGCUAAAGAAAACGCUAACCAAAAUUGAAGGUACACUUGGGACCUUAAGAAUAAAAAAGAUAUAUAGAUGUAUAUAUGUAAUAUAUACAUAAUAUAUAUAAUAUAUAUAUAUAUGUAUAUGUCAGCUGUAAUCUGUUCGAUCCGUUUAGGUUUACCUAAGCCAAAGUUAGUUGAGUUAAGCGAUUAAGAUACUUCCUAAACUGAAAAGUAAAUGCAAGUUAAAGAGUUUAAACCGAUAGUUGUAAUGAGAGUCGAGUAAUAUAUAUAUAUAUAUACCUAAAGCAUAUACUGUAUAUUUAUAUAGCGCAACUACCAAUUAAGGUCUUUUUGAAGCUUGCUAACUGAAAAAGUGUUCCGAUUAAAGUAUUGUCCGGCUAUACGUUCCUCUAUUCUCCACUUCAGUCGAUUUUUAGCUGUAUUUCAAUUUUAAUUAUCCUUUGUAGCAAGUAUUAAACUUUAAACUGAUGGAAGAUCUUAUAGAGUUUAAGAUGAAUCUCGACCUAUGAAAUGUUUAUCCUAUAUAAGUGAGUAGUUCAAGAUUUAAGGAUGAGGUAAAACGAUAUUUAGACGCAAGUCUCCUAUUAAAUAACACACCAGAUACUCAUAGAGGUCAAAAAGGGUUUAUGUCUGUCUACGUAGCUGGUACAUUAAGGGCAUUUUUGCUAUACAUUUUCUAUAAGUCCACGCCGACUUUCCUUUCCAACUUAGAUCUAAUUGUAAAUGAAUAAUGCGUUCAACUUCUCAGAAUAGCAAAAUUGAGCUUAUCUUAUGUGUUUCAAACUGCUCCAUAUCACUUUUAGUUUUGCGAGAGAUAAUCGUUAUUUGUUUCGAAAAUUGGAAUUAUCUGUUAGUUUCGUGUUGUGUUUAAUAUAAACUCCCCACCUAAAGCAGAAAUAUGCUGCGGAAAUAGAACUGGAAAACUAAAACGUAUUCAAAUUUCACACACAAUGGCAUUUUAGUGCUUGCUCUAAGUGUUUCUAAUAUUUCAUAUCUUGAUUUAUCUUUGCAAUUUAUAGACAUCUAUGUAACUAGACCUUUUCACUCCUUUAUCGCAAUAAGAAAUCCCCAAAGCCAAUAAAGCGUCGAGCGAAAUUGCAUUGAUAUUUUGAGAACCCACCAUUUAGAUGAUAAGCUAAAAACCCCGAAAUACAAAACGACGAUGACUAAUGCAGAAAAUAAUAAUCAAAGAAUAAAACAUUGAAAACAAUAUUAACGUACAUAAGAAAAUACAUACAUAUGGUUAUGUAUUUUAAUUACGAGUCUUAAGUGCAAAAGUCCAGGAAUAACGAAUACACGCAUUCAGUAUGUAAAAAAUUCUAAGAAGAGCGAACAAACUAUGAAAUUAUUUAUUGACAAAAAAAAUCUACAAACCGAUGAACAAAACAAAUAAAAAAGAUGAGGAGCAAGCCAAAUGCAAUCUAUUUACAAAAUCCUAAAAAUAAAAGCAAAGCAAGAAUUACAAACCAAAACAAAUUAAGCUGAGCUGAUUCCACGAAAAUGGAUAUAUAUAUAUAUAGAUAUAUAAUGUAAACCUACCCAAAAUUAAGAGAUUUUUAAGCCAACAGUUGAAAUUGAAAUAUGACAAAUAACAAGAGUAAACCAAUUGAAAUGUGGCAGUAACAAAUAUUUUUCGAUGUAAGCUGUUUGUUAGAAAAAUAUCGAGUUUCGGUGAAUAGAAGAGUGGCUACAAAACCAGUCAAUCAAUUCACAGAAAAUCGAUAAGAGAAGCGGUUGGUUCAUGACAAGAUAACAAAAAAAAAACUGAAAAUACAAAACAAAUGUUCUAUUUGAUGUUGCAAAUGAGAAAAAUAAAUAAAACAUGU
Molecule: messenger RNA, 7435 nt
Organism: Drosophila melanogaster (fruit fly)
Lineage: Eukaryota; Metazoa; Arthropoda; Insecta; Diptera; Drosophilidae
Gene: rdgB
Product: retinal degeneration B
Exons: 15
Coding region: 454-4287 (1277 amino acids)
Biological process (GO): lipid translocation; intermembrane lipid transfer; phospholipid transport
Molecular function (GO): phosphatidylinositol transfer activity; metal ion binding
Source: RefSeq, marked reviewed